GUUGGUACUCUCUCUGUGUGUGUUUUCAAUCAAGCGAGCGGCGCGCGAACCUCAUCUUUUCCGCAUUGUGAUACCAACAAAAACACAUUUACUGCAAUAAAGCUGCGUUUUGUGGCGUCGUUUGUUUAUUUUUUACUAACUAAAAACAAACAAGCAACGACAACAAAAACAACAACAGCAACAUUAAGAAGCUCAAACUCGCGUUACGUUACGUUUACCGUUUUCCGUUCGCUAUUACGCCGAUUCGCCGUAAGAAUCGUUAACAUUUUGUGGCGUCUGACGGCUCCGCUUGUUCACCAUACAUACAUAUACACAUACAUACGUACAUAUUGUGUGUGUGUAUGUACAUACAUUACGUACAUUGCAAGAAGAAGAAAGAAAAGAAAAAGCAGCAGCAUAGAACAUAACUACGAAUACCUAGAAAACUAUUAAAACAACAAAAUAGAAAAAAACACAUCUGAUCGAACCCCCUCCUCAGAUUUAAAUCCAAACUAUGGAACACUUUCAUCAAAUACAGCAAACAAUUCAACACUAUCAGCAGCAACUGGCUGCGCAGCAACAACAACAAGCGGCUGCCGUACAACAGCAACAGUUGCAGCAACAUCAAGUGGUUGUCCAGCAGAAUCAACAGCAAGCGCAUCAGAAUAGCUCCAACACCACAGCCGGCGUUGGCCAACAGCUAUUCACAUAUAAAAUGGCCAGUAGUUUCCCCAAUCCAGCCACGACAAUGGCACAGGUUGUUGCCACUUCAAAUGCGGGCACCACCGGCUACGAUUACCGUCUAAAUAUGGCACAGGCAGCUGCCGCUGCUGCGGUGCCCGGCUCCCAAUGGUGGUACUCGGCCGCCAAUCAGGGGCAGGUGGAUGCCAACACAGCUGCACAGUUGCAGCAGCAACAGCAGCAGCAGCAGCAGCAACAACAACAGCAGCAACAACAACAACAGCAGCAACAACAGCAACAACAACAGAUGCAACAACAGCAACAGCAACAGAAUGUCGUCAAUUCGGCAAGCCCCAUGGUCAGAGGAGGCAAAGCUGACGCGAAACCCCGAGGUCGAAUGACCGCAUACGCAUACUUUGUACAGACUUGCAGAGAGGAGCACAAAAAGAAGCAUCCCGACGAGACGGUCAUAUUCGCUGAAUUCUCACGCAAAUGCGCUGAGCGAUGGAAGACAAUGGUCGACAAGGAGAAGAAGCGCUUCCAUGAAAUGGCUGAAAAAGACAAGCAACGGUACGAGCAGGAAAUGCAAAACUAUGUGCCGCCCAAGGGCACAGUUGUGGGACGCGGAAAGAAAAGGAAACAAAUCAAGGAUCCAAAUGCGCCAAAACGUUCAUUGUCUGCGUUUUUCUGGUUCUGCAAUGAUGAAAGAAAUAAGGUGAAGGCUCUUAAUCCGGAAUUCGGUGUUGGUGAUAUUGCCAAAGAGCUUGGCCGCAAAUGGUCUGACGUUGAUCCCGAAGUCAAGCAGAAGUACGAAUCGAUGGCUGAAAGGGAUAAGGCACGAUAUGAGCGGGAAAUGACCGAAUACAAGACAAGCGGGAAAAUUGCCAUGUCAGCACCCUCGAUGCAAGCGUCGAUCCAGGCGCAGGCACAAGCAGUACAGAAAGCCGCGUUACUUGCUGCAGCUGCCCAACAGCAGCACCAGCAGCUGGAUGAGCAACAUGACGACGAUGAUGGCGACGGUGAUGAUGACGAGAAUCAAUAGGUCUAGCAGUAAAAUACUCUUCACUAUUUAUACACUAUCGUUGGUCAUCACGAACAAGGAAUCAUAAUAUCGUUAGUUAAUCUAUUAUCAGGUUAACUAAUGUGUGUUAUCUAUCUAUAUAUAUAUAUAUAUAUAUAUAUAUAUAUAUAUAUGUGUAUACCACAAGUAUAUAUUGAUUGAAAAAGAAAAAAACAAACAACAUAUAUAUAUAAAUAUAUGAGUAUAAUAUUAAUUUUUUUUUUUAUAAUAAUAAGUAAUCAAAUUUCCAUGAAUUACUGAAGGAGAAAAUCACAAAGAAACCUUUUAUAAGUUUUAUUUUAAGAACAUAAUAUUUAAGUAUAUGGUUAGAUUAAAAUGACAUUAAUCUGUCUGCAAAUCUUAUUUUUGUGCUUCAAUGAUAAGUUUCUCCUAAAACACUAAGAUCGAAUUAUUUUAUAACUUGAAGAAAUCCAUUAUGUCAUUCUCAGCAAACGUUACCACUAAAACAUACAAACAUAUGUAAAUACAUAUUACGUAUAUUGGUACAUAUUUCCCAUUUAUUAAAGUUAGAUGAUUCACCAAUAAUGAAACUAUAAAUAAUGAUGCGUUUACUCAUUCGAGUUGCAACUACUCAAUGAAACGUGAUAAUUUGAAAUACUUAACUCAGUGGCGGGUGAUAUCUCUCUACAUAUUUA
Molecule: messenger RNA, 2376 nt
Organism: Drosophila grimshawi
Lineage: Eukaryota; Metazoa; Arthropoda; Insecta; Diptera; Drosophilidae
Gene: Dsp1
Product: high mobility group protein DSP1
Exons: 7
Coding region: 494-1702 (402 amino acids)
Biological process (GO): regulation of transcription by RNA polymerase II
Cellular component (GO): nucleus
Molecular function (GO): DNA binding, bending
Source: RefSeq, a predicted model, not a curated record